CAGUCUAAAAUUUGUCCUUUUUCUCUUUUUCCUCCAGCUGAUAUUAUUUCUACAGUUGAGUUCAACCACACUGGAGAACUGCUGGCUACUGGUGACAAGGGGGGUCGGGUUGUUAUAUUCCAAAGGGAACCUGAGAGUAAAAAUGAGCCUUACAAUCAGGGGGAGUACAAUGUUUACAGCACUUUCCAGAGCCAUGAACCUGAAUUUGAUUAUUUGAAGAGUUUGGAGAUAGAAGAAAAAAUAAACAAGAUCAAGUGGUUACCACAGCAAAAUGCAGCUCACUCACUUUUAUCAACAAAUGAUAAAACAAUCAAGUUAUGGAAAAUUACUGAAAGAGAUAAGAGACCAGAGGGGUACAACUUAAAAGAUGAAGAAGGAAAACUUAAAGAUCUUUCUACAGUAACAUCACUGCAGGUGCCUGUAUUGAAGCCUAUGGAUUUGAUGGUAGAAGUCACUCCCCGGAGAAUCUUUGCUAAUGGUCACACCUAUCAUGUCAACUCAAUAUCCGUCAACAGUGACUGUGAGACAUACAUGUCAGCGGAUGAUCUCAGGAUUAACCUCUGGCAUUUAGCAAUCACAGAUAGGAGCUUCAACAUUGUAGAUAUAAAGCCAGCCAAUAUGGAGGACCUGACGGAAGUGAUUACAGCAUCUGAGUUUCAUCCCCAUCACUGCAAUCUCUUUGUCUACAGCAGCAGCAAAGGAUCCCUGAGACUCUGCGACAUGAGGGCAUCAGCUCUCUGUGACAAACAUUCCAAGCGUAAGUCCCUGCUUCACUGA
This is a messenger RNA of Pelecanus crispus (Dalmatian pelican), 777 nucleotides long. NCBI's taxonomy places the organism in Eukaryota, Metazoa, Chordata, Aves, Pelecaniformes, Pelecanidae. The record is from RefSeq and is a predicted model, not a curated record.